UGCUACUAAAAUACAAAAUUGUUGGAAGUAAUUUUUCAAGAUAUCAAAAUGGAGUGUUCGCUGCAGCAACAACUUUUCAACAACGGAGAUAAGCUCUUUAAUUCUCGACAUAACCGACAGGUUUCGAUAGAACAAUUCCAUGUAACAGAUUCUCUUCUCGCAAACUCGAUAAACCUGUUUCAUAAACCUAUAAGUUCUCCAAUAUUGUCCAUCAUUACUUCAAGAAAGAGCAAAAGCCAUUUUAGAGUUUGUGCAACAAGGAGAAGAAGGGUGCAUUAUUCGAACUCGGAUACGUACGUACUGUUAGAGGCAGGACAAGACGAGCAGUUUGUGUCGGAAGACGAACUCAAGGCUAAGCUCAAAGGGUGGCUCGAGAAUUGGCCGGUGAACUCUUUGCCACCAGACCUGGCUAGGUUCAAUGACCUUGAUGAAGCCGUCGAUUUCUUGGUUAAAGCUGUUUGUGAACUUGAAAUUUAUGGAGAAGUAGGUUCUGUUCAAUGGUACCAAGUUCGUCUUGAGUAAUUAAAAAAUCGUAUUAUGUCUUUUCAAUGUACUAAGCACAUUUCUUUAAACUAGUAUUUUUGUUUUGUUCUUUAAUAGAUACUUUUCAUUUCU
Messenger RNA from Arabidopsis arenosa, 615 nucleotides. The record is from the annotation of a GenBank genome assembly. Lineage: Eukaryota; Viridiplantae; Streptophyta; Magnoliopsida; Brassicales; Brassicaceae.